AGCGAAGUCCAAAGAGGACCGGCGGGCCAAGCGGGGGCUGCUGCAGAGCUCUCUGCAGGCCCUGUCACCAGCGCCUCGGGCAGCUGCCGGGCAGCUGCCGAGAACAGCAGCCUCAUGGGCGCGGAGCGGGGCUGGUGGCUGCUGCUGUACGCGGCUCUGUCUGGAGCGGCGGAAACCGGAACACCAGAGCCUCAAGUGGCAGAAAGGCAGCAGCGGGCAGUGGACGUGACCUUAGACUGCUUCCUGGUAACAGAAGCUGAGCAUCCCAGGGCUUUUGCCAGCGACAUGAACAGGGAGAAGGCCUUGCUGGUGUUGAAGCAGGUGCCGGUGUUGGAUGAUGGUUCCCUGGAAGGCUUCACUGACUUCCAAGGGGACACAGUGGCCAAGGAUGACCCUCUCAUUAUCUUUGAGGCCUCAGUGGACAGGGUACAGAUUCGGCAGGCUGCAGCCUUGCUACACGCUGACUGCAGUGGGAAGCUGGUGAACUGUGAGAUCUCCCACUACUUGCUCCAGGACAGACCCGAGGCUACUUGGUUCAUGGUCAACGUGCAGGUAUCUAACCCAGGGCCCAGUGUCUCCAUGGUGAUGAAGAGUCUCAGAGAUGCAGAGGAAGGGGCUGUCAGGCAGCCCAAGCUGAACCUGCCCCUGAGCCCCCAGGGGACCGUGCAGACGGAAGUAGAGUUCCAGGUGACAACACUGACCCAGUCCCUGAAUGUCCUGCUGGGCUCCUCAGCUUCCCUGGAUUGUGGCUUCUCGAUGGCACCAGGCCUGGACCUCAUCAGUGUGGACUGGCGGCUGCAGCACAGAGGCAGCGGCCAGCUGGUACACAGGUGGAAGACAGGGCAGGGACAGGCCAAACGGGAGGGGGCUACCCUGCCACCCCAGCCGCUCCUCAGGGCCGGAGACGCCUCCCUCACCCUGCCCAGCCUCAGUCUGAAGGAUGAGGGGGCCUACAUUUGCCAGAUCACUACCUCUCUGUACCAAGCUCAGCAAAUCAUUCAGCUCAAUAUCCAAGCAUCCCCCAAAGUAGUGCUGAGCACAUCGGACAACACCCCACUGCCCACCCUCACCUGCAAAAUCACUGGCUAUUAUCCUCUGGAUGUGGUGGUGACCUGGAUCCGAGAAGAGGGGAGCAGAGCUGCAAGCCAAGUCUCUGGUGCCUCCCUCUCCAGUCUCAGGCAAAGCAUGGCGGGCACCUACAGUAUAUCUUCCUAUCUGACGGCGGACCCCGGCCCAACAGGUGCCACUUAUACCUGCCAGGUCACCCACAUCUCCCUGGAGCAGCCCCUCGAAGUCAGCACCACGAUUGUCCCAAAAGCAGGGUGGGAAAUGGCCCACGGCGUCAUCAUUGCCAGCUGCCUCUUCCUUCUUGCACUGUUAUUCCUGGGGCUUCAGAGACGAAAAGCUUCCUCAGCAAGGUUUGUCAAGACCCUGAGGCACUUGGAAUAGCCAUGCUAAAGGCUGAGCACAGUCUUGUUCCCCAGCAGUGCGGCAAUAAAGCUGGGCAAGGCCUUAGGAAGCACCAGACCUAAGGGAGGGCCUCAGCUCUCCUUCUGCUCCACCUUCCUUUACUGUGUGCCUUGGGCCACUGAGCAAGGCAGAGAAGAUGAGAUGAGGGGCCAUAAGAAGCCAGAACAUCUGGGUGGGGCUGACGUCAAAGGGCCACAUCUGAAGUGGUAGGAAAAAAGAAAAGGACAGAACGAUGGAUAAUAGGUACAGGAUUGGGACAGGGCCAGCCCUCACAAACGGAACUCUGUCAAAAUAAAAGACCCUUGUGUCCACUAAGGCAAAGCUU
Octodon degus (degu) is the source of this 1795-nucleotide messenger RNA. RefSeq names its product TAP binding protein like (gene Tapbpl). Bases 115 to 1449 code for a protein of 444 amino acids. The transcript has 7 exons. Lineage: Eukaryota; Metazoa; Chordata; Mammalia; Rodentia; Octodontidae. The record is from RefSeq and is a predicted model, not a curated record.